Sceloporus undulatus (fence lizard) is the source of this 5351-nucleotide messenger RNA. RefSeq names its product anoctamin 9 (gene ANO9). Gene Ontology annotation, molecular function: chloride channel activity; protein dimerization activity. Gene Ontology annotation, cellular component: plasma membrane. The coding region runs from base 492 to 2792 and encodes 766 amino acids. The transcript is spliced from 24 exons. Gene Ontology annotation, biological process: chloride transmembrane transport. Lineage: Eukaryota; Metazoa; Chordata; Lepidosauria; Squamata; Phrynosomatidae. The record is from RefSeq and is a predicted model, not a curated record.
UCCUCCAUUUCCACGUCUGUCCAGGAGGAAUCCCCAAAUGGUCCUCCAUUUUGAGCCCAACUAAGGAGCAUACUUUGGCCUGGCCCUGCCCUCCACUUAUGCUUGUAGGCCCUCCUUUGCCAGGGUGAGGAGGACCCUGCCCAAAAGCCCUCUCAGGAGAGCUACUGUCUGCCAGCUCCCCCCUCCGCUGGGCUGCCCUGAGCAGCAGGUGAAGAAGGGGCUGGCUCUCUCCCUCUCUUUUCCCCUCCCUUCCUCCCUUCUUUUCUCUUUCUCCCUCUCUCUCCCCAGCCUGGGCGCGGAAGUCCCUUCUUCUUCUCCUUCUUCUUCGCCCCAAAACCUGGGGAAGGAGAGGAGGAGGGACCCUGCAAGGAGGGAAGCCCUGGCUGGGAUGCUUCCUGGAGGGAGAGAAGGAGGCUUCCAGGCGGAGCAGCAGGAGGGAGCUUCUUCUCCACCUUGUGGCCCCAGCCGAGAGGAGAGGAAGAAGAAGCGCCAUGCAGGAUGAAAUUGCACUGAUGCCUUCGUCUCCCUUAGAAGCCCAUGAAGCUCUACUUCCAUUCCCAAACAAAUGGGAUUUUGUCCUAGUCUGUGAUGAUCACAUUCCCUACAGUGAGAAGGAUCAAAGGAAAAACAGGUUUCUGGAAGAACUGCACAGAAAAGGCUUCAUUAUCAAGACGAUUAAAGACAAAAAGCUCUUUUAUGGAGUUCAUGCCCCAAGUGCACUUUUCCGAAAAUACCAGUGGCUUUUGAGGAAUCCUGACAAUGAAUCAGAAAUUCUAUGUGCACAGCAACAUGAAGAUGAGCUGGGAGUGUCACUUUCACCAACAACAAGGAUAUGUAUUGUCAGCUAUAUCCUGCAGAACACAGAAAUUCAUAGCACUAAAGAGAAGCUCCAAGACUUGAUAAAGAAGAAAGUCUUUGAAACAGCAUUUCCUUUACAUGAGAAAGAAAAUCUGGGAAGAUUCCUGAAGAUGAAUUGGGCCCGAUGGAGAGACAUCCUAUAUCCGCAACCAAUUGAAGAAAUCAGGAAAUAUUUUGGAGAGAAAAUUGCCCUUUAUUUUGCCUGGCUGGGUUGGUAUACUCGUAUCCUGUUCAUAGCAGCUGUGCCAGGCAUUGCCCUUGUCAUUUAUGGGUUUGUCAGCUUCAAUAGUAGCCAAAUCAGCAAAGAGAUUUGCGCAGCCAACACCACAAUCAUGUGUCCACUUUGUGACCAGAAGUGCCCGUUUUGGCCACUGUCAGACACUUGUAUGUAUGCCAAGGUUACCCAUUUGCUUGACAAUGAAGGGACAGUUCUCUUUGCAAUCUUCAUGGCUGUCUGGGCCACUGUGUUCCUAGAGCUGUGGAAAAGACAGAGAGCUAAAGUAGUCAGUUGCUGGAAACUAUAUUGGUGGGAUGAAGAAGAGGAGGAGCUGGCCAUGGAACUAAUUCAUAACCCAGAGCACACGCUCCAACAGUACCAGCAUUCCUACAUCCGUAGCACCAUUGUGCUCAUCUUAGUUAUGCUAAUGAUUUUCAUAAUGAUUGGUAUUGCCCAUGCACUGGUCAUCUAUCGGGUUAUGGUAACAGUCAUCUUUACUCAGUCUGGUUCAGAAUACUUUAGAGAGAGAGCCACCACCAUAGCAGUAAUGACGGGGGCUGUGUUGCACUACUUGACCAUCAUCAUUAUGACGAAGGUGAACAGGCAUGUAGCACUGUUUCUCUGUGAGCUAGAGAAGCCAAGGACAUUCAGUGAACGUGAGAAGAGCUUCACAUUCAGAUUCUUCACCUUCCAGUUCCUUACUCACUUCUCAUCUCUGAUCUACCUUGCUUUCUUCCUAGGAAGGAUUAAUGGUCGUCCAGGAGCCUAUGUUCGUAUUGGUGGCAAGUGGAGAUUGGAAGAAUGCCACCCUAGUGGCUGCCUCUUGGAUCUUUUUUUGCAGCUGGCCAUAAUCAUGACGUUAAAGCAAACCCUGAGCAACUUUGUGGAGUACAUGCUUCCAUGGGUAAGCUAUAAAUUUCACUUGCUUUGUGGAAAGACCCAAGGCAAUAGCCGGGUACAUAUGGAGGAGAGAGCCCAGGACCCAUGCAGGGAGGAAUGGCUGUGGAAUUAUAAGCUUAAUGAAGUCAGCAUCUUCAGUUUGUUCGAUGAAUAUUUGGAGAUGAUGAUUCAAUACAGCUUUACUACUAUUUUUGUGGCUGCUUUUCCUUUUGCUCCAUUUUUGGCCUUCAUCAACAAUCUCAUUGAAAUUCGACUAGAUGCCAUCAAGAUGGUGAGAUUGCAGAGGCGGAUGGUGCCCAGGAAAGCCAACGAUAUUGGAGUUUGGUUGCAGGUCCUAGAGGCGAUUGGUAUUUUGGCCGUCAUUGGCAAUGGCCUAGUGAUUGCCAUCACUUCAGAUUUUAUCCCCAUGCAGGUGUAUAAAUACACAUACAGCCCCUGUGUACAGAAGAACCACACUGGCACAGACUGUUUGACAGGUUACAUCAACUACAGUCUUUCAGUCUUCAAUGUCCAUGACUUUGAGAACCACAAGGAUCUGGCAGAACUGAAGGACUCCAUGGGGAACAAUAUAACAUACUGCAGGUAUCGAGAUUAUAGGAACAGUGAUGACUACAGUUAUUCAAUCCAUUUUUGGCAUGUUUUUGCAGCUCGUCUUGCCUUCCUUAUCCUAUUUGAGCAUGUGGCCCUGUGUAUCAAACUGAUUGCUGCUUGGUUUGUUCCUGAUGUCCCCAGGAAGGUGAAGAAUUGGCAUCUGAAGGAAAAACGUAAAAGGUUGUUGGAAAGACUCAGGGAAAUGGAUGAUUCCACAGAAAUCUAGUGAAAUGUAAAGGAAUGUCUUGGGAUCAAGAGAAGAAAUCCUAGAACCAAGUGCCUAGCAAAAUCAUGUUUGAAGGCUCUGAAGAUGCCAGGUGAACUCUGCAGGUUUAGCUUGAUCUAUUACGUAAACUGUUCUUGGUCAUUAACUCAGCAGUGAAAUGUAACAAUGCAAAGAAAUGUAGUGUUUGUAGGAAAAGUGAGACUAAAUGACAAUGUGAGUAUGAGGUAGAAACAGAUGAGAAUGUUUAUGCUGUUGAUAAAACAAGACCUUGCAGAAAGACUAAACGGAAGAAUCUCAGAACUGACAAAACACAUACACAGCUCCCUCAGACUUACAAAAUAUAUCAUAAAUAUAGUUCAUCAGUCAAUGGGAAAUCUAUUAGCUCAAGGGGGAUACAGAUGGGCAAAAGGGGCAGUGAGAUGCCUCCCCUUUCUCCCACGGAUCAUUGCUGUGGCAACCGCAUGUUGCAGCAAUGAUGCACCAUGAAACACAGCUCCUUUCUCCACCACUGCGAAGGUACCAUUAGUGCCCUGGAGUGUUGUGGUGACGUCCCUUGUGCACUGCGCCAUUUGGAUGUGGUGCACGAGGCAUGUUAUUGGCGUGCGCAUGCCAAAAUGGUGCCUGGACAGUGUGGUAGAGCUUGGGAGCGUGUGGACGCUUCACUCUCCCGAGCCCUAAAAUCAGCCCCAGACCAGCGCUUUGCGUCAGUCUGUACCAGGCCUCACACUCAAUUCACAUGGGUAUAUCAGCACACAUUUUUGUUCCUCGAUUUAAAUAAAAAUAUAUGUUUGUAUAAUGUAUAUUCUUGCAGCAAAAUCAAAAGGCACAUGUGCUCAUUACCCCUCUUUUUUUAGUUUUUCCUUCUUGACAGUAAUCUCAACAAAGACCCCAGCCACCACAAUGUUACUAAGGUAUCAGUUCAUAAAAUUAGUUCAAUUAACUACCUACCUCACUAAGAUGAUGGAAGGCUUAGUGCAAAUCAAAAAAGCAUUUUAAAGCCUUGUUGAUAUUGUAAACGUGUCCUGAUCCUGAUUUAAGAAAAAUGCCCUUAAUCAAGUUACAGGUGGAGCACACUCAACCAUGGCAAUUUGUAUACCUGACUUUUUCACAUAUGUACCCAAACAUAAAUGUAAUUACUAUAGUAGCUUUCCUUGGAACCUUGAUUCAAAAUGCUGUUGGAACCCAGUUUCUGCAUUUCUGGCCAAUCCAGAAAUGGUGUACAGAUGUACAAGGACAAUAUAGCUUCCUUGUUAACUCAUCCAAGAGAUAUUAACUGAUCACAGAAUGCUGUAUUUACAUAACAGAAGUUGUAGCAGAGCAUAAGGGCAUUUUAGUGGCUGUGUAUAAAAGUGAGUUUUAGCAGGUGCACCACAAUGUCACACAUGUGACAGAAGUUGCACUGGCUUCAAUUCAUUUUUUUGUAUGAUGACUGUGUAUUUUACUGCAUUUGAUUACUGUGUAUAAACUCUUAUGUGUUUGAUAUCCCUUUGCGCCUCUCUUCUAAUCAAGUUACAAAGUAUAGUAAGAAAAGCAUCAAAUGUCAGGAUAUUUUCAGUGUUCCAAUUGCUUUUAUCCAUUGCCUUUGUACUAUAUACAUUACCUAGAUCAACUGAAUUAAUACUGAAAUUGUUAUUUAACAUUCUCACUCUUUCAUUGAAAUUCUCUCACUUUUUAUUGUGUGCUGAUUUUAUUACAUCCUGCAUGUAUUGUUUAAAGUUACUUAUAUUGGAGCAAAAUCAUAAGCCAGAAAAGUUCAUGUUAGGCUGAAGGACACUUCUGUAUUUUUACCUUGAGCAGAAUCUUGAUUUUAGGAAAGAGUUUUAACUGUUGAUUUCAGUGACCACAAUUACUGUAUAUUCCCUGGUCCUGAAGUCUCUCUUGCAAUUGGGACUCUAGACUCAAAAGAUCAUGCAAAGUCAAAAUUACCUCUAGGUGCCUAAUACACAUGGAUCUAAAUGAGAAGUAUCAAUGGUUCAGUUUUUUCUUCUUUAGCAAAUUCUACAUUUCACUGCAAGUUAAAUUUGGACAGCAAGAAUAUUGUUUGAAAUCCAGUGGAUUCUAGCUAUAUACAGUACAGUAUAAUAUACUGGAAGGUUUUGCUCAGGGAAUCACUUUUAAAGCUGUGUCUGAUAGUAACAUCAAGAUUAGAAUUUUUUUGCACUGUGGAUUAUUUGAAUAGGAAUCCUUGCCUGUUGAACUGGGAGCCUUAAUUUAAUUUGAAGUUCCUCUGUCUUUUUGAUUUUAUGUUUCUCAUCCUGUUUAAAGCUGUACUUUUGAAAGAAAACACACUCCAAUUUUAUACAAUGUGUUAAUUUUUAUUACAUGGAAUUUUAUACAAUAAACUUUAAAAAAAGAAGUGACAAGUUUGAAACAGAAAGAGUGGACUGACUUUAUUUUAGCAUGGUCAUAGCUGGCAGGACUCUUGUGUUUUCUUCAGAGUGCAGCAAUUUGGCAGUGAUCAUAGGCCAGAAGAAGAAGGGAAACCUAUGGUUCGCCAUCAUCCCUGAACAUGUAGGGCUGCCAUAUUCCAGGCCUCAUAACUGGGAAACUAAUUUGCAU